AUGACUAUUCCAACAGACACUCAGAAAUGUUGGAAACCUCAUAAUCUGUUACAACUAAGUCACCUAAAAGAAGGACGACUCUCGGAAACCACUACCGUCAAAAUGUUAUCCCUGUUGAAGGCCUUGGCCAACAUCCACGUUCUCCUCGGCAUCAUCAUGAUAGUGCUCAGUGGGCUGGCGGAUUAUGCGAGCACACGGAUAAACACAAUUCGGUUGCAUGGUCUCGAGGAGAUUUGCUCAUUCUACUUUGUUCUUGUGGGGUUGGUCGGUAUCUGUGGAAGUGCUUCGUACCGUCGGGGACUUGUCAUCACGUACCUGGUGAUGUGCAUUCAUUCCAUUUUCAUUUUCGUUCCGGCUAUCAUCACAGUCUCCAGUUUUGACAUUCAUUUCUAUCAGCAUGAAUGUUGGGGAGAGUGCGACUGGCAUUUGCUUGCCACGUCACUUCCGACGAACAGCAGGUGUCAAAUCAUGUGCGGGGAUCAUGUCGAUGACGCCAUGCGCAGGAGAAUGACCCGUCUUGGAACAGAUUAUCGUCUUGACGCCGGCCUCAUUGCUGCCGCAAUUCUCGAAUUUCUUCUUUCAAUUGUCACUUGUGUGGUUGCUUCAAGGACACUCUUCUCUCCACUGAAGGAGUUGGGAGACCAGGGAACGCCUGCCGAAUUGACUGUGGAGAUGCAACCAUUGAAUCAAUCUGAGGAGAACACCGAUUCAUUGCCAAAUGGAUCAACGAAUUGA
This is a messenger RNA of Caenorhabditis remanei, 735 nucleotides long. RefSeq lists its product as uncharacterized. Lineage: Eukaryota; Metazoa; Nematoda; Chromadorea; Rhabditida; Rhabditidae. The transcript is spliced from 7 exons. The record is from RefSeq and is a predicted model, not a curated record. Gene Ontology annotation, cellular component: membrane. Bases 1 to 735 code for a protein of 244 amino acids.